GAGAGAGAGAGAGAGAGAGAGAGAGAGAGAGAGAGAGAGAGAGAGAGAGAGAGAGAGAGAGGCGGAAAUGGUCUACAGCAUCUCUCCAGGUAUGAAGAAACGUUUGGCGAGAUACUCUUUGAUCGAGACGGGGGAGAGCAUUGUAGGUUAUGUGGUUCUCGCGUUCCUGACUCUUGAUCUGGGUGCCUUCGCCUCUUACAUGAGCGGGAAGGUCAUGGGGACGUGCGUAGCACUUUCGUUCGUGGCGGCUUUUUCGAAAGUUAUUGCAUUCAUGGAGAACUCGUAUUUCAACGGCAGGUCGUGCGCGCAGGUCGCCUCUAUUACACCCCAUAGAUUCCAGCUCGGCCGCGUAAGUAUUCUGACCGACGACUUUCAGGUCACUUUGACUUUUCAUGAUGUGCAAGUCGCAGUCCGCCUACUUGCCAUGGUUGCACAAGUUGGUCUCGGGAUAGUCCUCCGUUUGUCUGUUUCUGACAUCGAGGACAUGAUGAGCAACGACGCGGAGUGGGCAGAGCGCCGUCUCCAAGAGUACACCACCGCCGUGGAUGCCCAAGCGAAUAGGGACUCGUGCGGGCUGCAAGGGUAUUGGUUCUACAGCAUGAAAGAACUGCUUCGGAUUGUGAGAGCGGAACUAGCCGACUUGCCAAAUGCGGGCUCGGGGUGCACGGACGAAAAUGCACAAUUACAGGAAGGUCAAGAGAACUUGAAGAUGGCCCUCACGUCCCUCCUGGAACUUUCGAGGAAGAGAGAUCUGCACCUAAACUGUCUCUUUACUUGCAAAUCAGGUGAGAUGGCUAGACAUAUGCAGGAUCUGCCCCUGCUGAGCCGUUGCAGCAACGAUGUAGAUGCAGGCCGAGAUUUCGCGCGAGCGGAAGGAUACGUGGUCAUGCUGCAAGUUCUGGAAUGUGCUCCUCCCAACGCAGGAGAGGUUGAGAUGGCUGCAUCGAUCCUUGCGGGCUUCGGCUGGGGUCUCUCUGUCCUGCCUUGGCAAAACGACAGGGACGUCGAGGACAAAGACUUCGUGUUGAAAAUGCUGUGCGACGAUGAUUUUCUCUACUGCACCAGGGAGCUUCUUGAUGAACUGUUGAAGCUGCUCCCUUGCCUUCCCCCGAAGACGGGGGCAAGCGGGCCGGCCUGCAGCAGGCAAGACAACCCGUCGCUUCAAGAAGCCGCUAUUUCUGCUAUCUGUUCUUUUGCACACGCCGCGAGCGACAUCCACGCGCAGGCUGAGCACCGUGAACGCUGCGAGAAGGAUGCGAGGACUGCCAACCCUCAGUGUGACACGUCUGAUUGCACAAUUACACUCUGCAAUGCUUUCACCACACGGUGUCCGACUGGUUGGCUUCUGGAGAAAGAGAUGCCAGACUUUCGACGGGCUGACAAUACGUGGGCGAAAGCCGUAACCUCUGUCCUAGACAAUCAGCCAGCGGUCGACCUUCUGCUCAGUUGUGCGAGGAACGAGCUCAACGUGUCACGCAGGGUCGUUGGGGACGCUAUCAGGACCUUGUCCUCUCUCUGGUCCUGCAAGGCAAUACAUUGGCACCGUUUCGAUAAAAGGAUGCCGAAGGAUUUCCCUCCUCCGUUGGCUGACGUCAGCACACUGCCCAACCACGACGAGAUACGGGAGAAGCUCGCGUCGCUGGUCCUCGAGAGCGCGGCGGACCGAUCAUCCGUAUCCCCUCUUGCGAAGCUGCAUCUUGUGCAGAUCCUUAUCUCUCAGAAUAUCAGGGACGAGCAGUUGGACGUUGACAUCGCUGACGUCCUCCUGGAUUGCCUCCGGUACUGGAGGCGAGCAGUGGGUAACCAUCUGCUUGAGUACUUCGCUUGCGAGGUCAUGGAAACACUGUUUGACCUUUUUGAGACGUCAGAAAACAAAGUGACCAUCUUAGGGAGGAUAGAGAGAUCCCCAGGAGGUGUGGACUGUCUCAAACUCAUGACUUCGACUGUUUUGGCUCCCAUUCGUGCAGUCCGGCUGGAGCACAAUAACUUCGACAGCCUCUUGUCUGACUACUUGCAGAAAGAUAAAGUCAACGACUGGUGUGGCGACUGGACAGAGGACUACGUGACUGAUUGUGCUGGAACCGCAGCCGGGCUUCUCGCGUUGUUCUUAUCUGUACCCGGCGGGCCGGACUUCAUCACGCCUGCUAAUAUUGAGUUCUUGGGGGCUGCUGUAGAGCACGCCACCGGCUGCGAGGGCCAAGCGCCAAUUUCGCAACCCUUAGUCGAGACGGUGUUAGGAUCACUAAGGCGUGCGCUUGGUUGGCUGUGCAUUCCGUUAGGUCAUCCGACGUGGCAACCGCUGGGAGAUAGGCAUGCGGACAUCCACGAACCUCCCAGUCUGUGGCUGAAACAAUUGGUCAUAGAUGUGCUUACAGUCGUUCAUAGAAGAAACGUCGUCAGACUAAUGUGCGAGGUUGUGAGAAGAAAUCCGGGGAUCCCGCUUCAGAAUCUUUCUCCUGUUCUCGCCAAGCUGCGUGAAAUGCCCCCCCUCAGGCUAUCCACACCGCGAGGACUCCAAGCGUUCGACAUGAAUUGUGAACGGGAAAGGAAAGCUGAAAUUGAAAAGAUACCGUAAACAUGACUGGGGGUUAUGCCACAGGAGAAGCAAGCAGUUGCUGCUCAUGCAUUGUGCCAAAUGA
Chara braunii is the source of this 2639-nucleotide messenger RNA. Lineage: Eukaryota; Viridiplantae; Streptophyta; Charophyceae; Charales; Characeae. The record is from the annotation of a GenBank genome assembly.